This is a messenger RNA of Diaporthe citri, 1239 nucleotides long. RefSeq lists its product as uncharacterized. The transcript has 3 exons. Gene Ontology annotation, molecular function: NAD binding; isocitrate dehydrogenase (NADP+) activity; magnesium ion binding. Gene Ontology annotation, cellular component: mitochondrion. Gene Ontology annotation, biological process: isocitrate metabolic process. The record is from RefSeq and is a predicted model, not a curated record. Bases 1 to 1239 code for a protein of 412 amino acids. NCBI's taxonomy places the organism in Eukaryota, Fungi, Ascomycota, Sordariomycetes, Diaporthales, Diaporthaceae.
AUGGCGACCGCCUCCAAGAUCAAGGUCAAGAACCCCGUUGUCGAGCUGGACGGCGACGAGAUGACCCGCAUCAUCUGGGAGGACAUCAAGAACAAGUUCAUCCACCCCUACCUGGACAUCGACCUCAAGUACUAUGACUUGGGCCUGGAGUACCGUGACAAGACCGACGACAAGGUCACUGUCGACGCCGCCGAGGCAAUCCAGAAGUACAGCGUUGGAGUCAAGUGUGCCACUAUUACCCCUGACGAGCAGCGUGUCGAGGAGUUCAAGCUCAAGAAAAUGUGGCUCUCCCCCAACGGCACAAUCCGCAACAUUCUCGGCGGCACCGUCUUCCGCGAGUCGAUCAUUAUCCCCCGCAUUCCGCGACUCAUCCCUGGCUGGGAGAAGCCCAUUGUCAUCGGCCGUCACGCAUUCGGCGACCAGUACCGCGCAAAGGACCGCGUCAUCCCCGGCCCCGGAAAGCUCUCCAUGGUCUACACCCCUGCCAACGGCGGCGCCCCUGAGGAAAUCGAGGUCUACGACUUCAAGAAUGGCGGCGGCGUUGCCCAGACCCAGUACAACACAGACGACAGCAUCACCGGUUUUGCGCACUCGAGCUUCAAGAUCGCGCUCGACCAGGGCCUGCCGCUGUACAUGAGCACCAAGAACACCAUCCUGAAGAAGUAUGACGGCCGCUUCAAGGACAUCUUCCAGGAGCUGUAUGACACUCAGUACAAGCCCGAGUUUGAGAAGAAGGGCAUCUGGUACGAGCAUCGCCUGAUCGACGACAUGGUGGCUCAGAUGAUCAAGAGCAAGGGCGGAUACGUCAUGGCUCUGAAGAACUACGACGGUGACGUGCAGUCUGAUAUUGUCGCCCAAGGUUUCGGCUCCCUGGGGCUCAUGACCUCUGUGCUUAUCACCCCUGACGGCAAGACCUUCGAAUCCGAAGCCGCCCACGGCACAGUGACCAGGCACUACCGCGAGCACCAGAAGGGUAACCCAACGUCGACCAACCCAAUUGCAUCCAUCUUCGCAUGGACCCGCGGUCUUGUCAAGCGUGGACAGCUGGACGGCACGCCGGAGGUGGUCGCUUACGCCGAGAGUCUGGAGCAAGCCUGUAUCGACACCGUGGACAAGGACGGCAUCAUGACCAAGGACCUGGCACUGGCCUGCGGCAAGAAUCAGGACUUUGUCACGACCACUGAAUACCUGAACGCCGUCGAGAGGAGGAUGAAGGGUCUGCUGAAGCAGAAGCUGUAA